Messenger RNA from Malassezia vespertilionis, 1422 nucleotides. It is a transcript of the gene NSR1, whose product is annotated as nuclear localization sequence binding protein. Lineage: Eukaryota; Fungi; Basidiomycota; Malasseziomycetes; Malasseziales; Malasseziaceae. The transcript has a single exon. The coding region runs from base 1 to 1422 and encodes 473 amino acids. Gene Ontology annotation, molecular function: RNA binding. The record is from RefSeq and is a predicted model, not a curated record.
AUGGGCAAGAAAGACAAAACAGUUAAAGUGGCGGCUCCCGCCAAGAAAGUCGCAAGUUUGAAGGCCGCAAGUGCCCCUGUUGUAUCUACCAAGGACAAGAAGGCCAAAUCCAAAAAGCAAGAGUCAUCGUCGGAAGAGAGCUCUGAUGAUGAUGAUUCUGAUGACGACUCGGACGAUUCGGACAGCGACUCUGAUGACUCUGACGAUGACGAAGAUAAGGAAGAGGAUUCCAGUGACGACUCUGAUGACUCUUCGGAAGAGGACACAAAGAAGAAGGACGACUCUGAUGACGACGACUCCGACUCUUCGGACGACGACUCUUCAGAAGAGGACACAAAAAAGAAGGACGAAUCCGACGAUGACUCUGAAGAUGACUCUGAAGAUGACGACGACGAUGACGAUGACAAGAAGAAAAAGUCGAGCCCCGACUCGGAUUCCGACUCGUCUGAAUCUGAUUCGAGCUCCGACUCUGACUCCGACUCCGACUCCGAUUCGUCCAGCUCCGACGAAGCAAUGGAAGAGGCCAAGCCUUCCAAGAAGCGCAAGGCCGAAGACAAUGACGCUCAGCUUGCCAAGAAGACCAAAUCUACGGAAAGCGAGGCUGACGAUGGCAUCAAGACGCUGUGGGUCGGUCAGCUCUCGUGGAAUGUGGACAACGACUGGUUGAAGAGCGAGUUUGAAGAAUAUGGCACCGUCGCCGAUGCUCGUGUCCAGCUCGACCGGGACUCGGGUCGCAGCCGCGGCUUUGGCUACGUUGACUUUGUUAGCUCUAAAGACGCAUUGACAGCGUCGAAGAAAGCACAAGGCAAGGAAGUCGAUGGCCGUACGCUGCGUGUAGAUCUCCAAGAGCCGCGCGCACCCAAAGACCGUGUCGAAUCCCGCGCUAAGCAUUUUAACGACCAAAUAAGCACGCCGUCCAACACGCUUUUCCUCGGUGGCCUCGCUUGGUCCCUUACCGAGGACGAUAUCUGGAACACUUUUGCCGAGUAUGGUGAAAUUUCCGGCGUGCGUCUUCCAAAAGAAAUGGAGACUGGGCGCUCCAAGGGCUUUGGCUACGUCGAGUUUGACACGGAAGAAAAUGCCGGCAAGGCGCUCGCUGCACUUAAUGGCCAGGACCUCGGUGGUCGUCCCAUCCGCGUCGACUUUGCUGGCAAGCGCGAUAAUGCAAAUGGCGGCGGCCGUGGUGGCUUUGGCGGCGGCCGUGGUGGACGUGGCGGCGGCGGCUUUGGCGGUGGUCGCGGCGGUCGCGGCGGUGGCUUUGGCGGCGGCGGUGGCCGCGGUGGCCGCGGUGGUGGUCGUGGUGGCGGCGCCGGCGGUGAUGGCCGUUCUCGUGAUGGCGGCUGGGGCGGCCGCUCUUCGUCCGGCAGCGCUCGCACGGGCGCCAUUGCGGAGCCUACUGGAAAGAAAAUGACCUUUGAUUAG